Molecule: messenger RNA, 622 nt
Organism: Bolinopsis microptera
Lineage: Eukaryota; Metazoa; Ctenophora; Tentaculata; Lobata; Bolinopsidae
Product: DPY30 domain-containing protein 1-like
Exons: 3
Coding region: 16-351 (111 amino acids)
Cellular component (GO): Set1C/COMPASS complex
Source: RefSeq, a predicted model, not a curated record
AUCUAGGUUUUCAGCAUGUCAGUUGUCGAAUCGGACUACUUAAAAAGGUGGAUUGGUGCCCCAAUUACUGAUGCUUUAACAGAAGUUGCUUUGAAACGACCUGCUGACCCGAUAGAGUAUAUUGCACUUUGGCUGCUUAAAUAUAAAGAAAACGAAGUUGUAAAAGCCGCGGAAGCAUCCAAUGCAGAGAGAUUAUCUAUCGAGAAAAAGAAGUUAGAUGAAGAGGCUAAGAAGAAAGCUGAGCUGGAAGAAGAACAAAGAAGGAUUGCGGCAGAGAAUGCUGCCAAAAAGGCUGAAAUCGAGAAAGCUUUAGCAGAACAAGCCAAACAAACAGAAGCUGCAGCUGUAUAGCCAUUUAGCCAGCAAUCAGUGUUACCAGUAACACACUUCUUUUGUCACUUCAACAUGCUGAUCAGAGCAACUUCUCAUUUUGGACAGUUCAACAUUUAACAAUACGAACAUCUAUUAGUUACUGUUGUAUAAAGAUUGUAAAUAAUAAAUGAGAAUGAACCACCUUAUUCUAAUGUAUCCUCUUCACUUGGUGCGGUUACAACCAGAUUAACUGGGAUUCUUAGGGGAAGACAAACUGUAACUGAGACAAAUUUUAUUUUUCCAUACAUGA